AUGCUCCGAUACGACCAAGCGUCUCAAACAGUCCCGCUGAGGAAGCUCUACUCACUGCCUUCUCGCAAAGCGGAAGUGCCUUCCCACCAAUUUGAGAAGAAAAAAGGCCGAAAUCCGGGGCCAUUACUAAGUAGUCGUAUCGGUCGUCAACCAAACGCGGUGAAAUUUCAUUGUGCAAUUGAGAUUCGCCAACUACGGUCUCUCCGAGGGAGUUAUGCUUGCACUCUAGACACUUCCGGCGGACAUCCCGGUACCCCCGGUCCAGCCACAUCGACCGGUCUGAACGCGUACACUCCGUUCGGAGUGGAUGUGGGAGGUCAGGCAAUGGACUCGACCACCAAUCCAGGCUCGACACACAAUCGAAGUGAUGUUGAAAGUCCGAAAUACAGUCCGGACACUCUGACACCGACCUAUGCGAGCAAGCGGGAUUCGAAUGUGUGGUCGAAUGAGCACAAACCACCGCUAUCUUUAUUACUGUUCCUACCACGAGUUGCCGACCCCAUCGAUGUCACUUCCUCAUGCAGUACCCUGGGCGACAAUGGGACGAUUACAGUCAGUGGGGAUAGUGGCGUGCAUGGGACAAUCGGACAAUCCGGUACCUAUAUGAGUUCGGAAUUGUCCAAAUCGUCUCAGUUCUCUCCAUCCGGUGGCUACAAUCCGAUAGUCUCGGGCAGCGUUUGUGAUCGACUAAAUGUGGACAGACAAUCGUCCUCGUUGAGUCUCGGUACCGAUUCGAUCUGUUGUUACAGUGGGAAUCAUCAGUCCAAUCGGGAAAAUCAUUUGGCCAAAACGGAGGAUGAAGAUUUCUCAAUUCGGUUGGGGGCGGGUGGUGGUGGUGGUGGAGUGCUAGUAGUGGCCUGUUUGAGUUGA
Molecule: messenger RNA, 870 nt
Organism: Echinostoma caproni
Lineage: Eukaryota; Metazoa; Platyhelminthes; Trematoda; Plagiorchiida; Echinostomatidae
Source: the annotation of a GenBank genome assembly